Brettanomyces nanus is the source of this 1569-nucleotide messenger RNA. RefSeq names its product anthranilate synthase component 1 (gene TRP2). NCBI's taxonomy places the organism in Eukaryota, Fungi, Ascomycota, Pichiomycetes, Pichiales, Pichiaceae. The coding region runs from base 1 to 1569 and encodes 522 amino acids. Gene Ontology annotation, biological process: L-tryptophan biosynthetic process. The record is from RefSeq and is a predicted model, not a curated record. Gene Ontology annotation, molecular function: anthranilate synthase activity. The transcript has 2 exons.
AUGAGUUAUCCUAUUCAACCCACAUUCGAGAAACUCUAUGAGAUUAUAGAAGCAGAUAGACAGUCGUACAGUGCCCAGACAGUACCUAAUCUGUACCCGAUAUAUGCUUACUUCUCCGCUGAGUAUCUUUCUCCGCACUUGGCAUAUCUUAAACUUACCAAAUUAGGAGACAGUUCUGCUCAUAGGUUUCCGUCUUUCCUUUUUGAAAGUACAAAGAAUGGUGAACAAGUGUCGAGAUUCUCCUUUAUGGGAGUCAACCCUAGAAAGAUUAUUACAACUGGUCCUCUACAAGGAAAAGAGAUUGAUCCUUUAAUUCUUCUGGAACAGGAGCUGAAGAAUGUCCGCCAGGCACAGUUACCUGGUAUCCCUAUACUAAGCGGUGGUGCAGUUGGAUACAUAUCAUACGAUUGUAUCAAAUACUUUGAGCCUACUACCAGAAGGCCAUUGAAAGACGUUUUAAAAUUGCCUGAGGCAGCGUUGAUGCUUUUCGAUCAGAUUUUGGUCUUUGAUAAUGCGUUCCAGAGGUUCCAGGCGAUUGAUAAUGUUAGAAUUAAUCCUUCGGAUACCAAAAAAGACAUUGAAUUGAAGUAUCUUGCCGCCGAAAAGCAGCUUCGUAAGGUUGAAAAAGUGUUGACGGAUCAUUCUUUGCCAGUUCCGUAUCCUCCACAGCCACCGAUUAAGCAGGGUAACAAUUUUAAGUCCAAUAUUGGAGAAGAAGGUUAUGAAACGUUUGUACGGGAGCUUCGUCAGCAUAUCCUUAAGGGAGACAUCAUUCAGGCUGUUCCAUCACAGAGAGUUGCUAGACCAACUACUGUGCAUCCCUUUAAUAUUUACAGACAUUUGAGAACCGUUAAUCCUUCUCCGUACAUGUUUUAUAUCGACUAUCUGGACUAUCAAUUGGUGGGAGCAUCACCUGAGAUGCUUGUUAAAUCUGACUUUGACGAUAAGAUUAUCACCAGGCCUAUUGCGGGUACCAUUAUGCGUGGUAAAACUGCAGAAGAAGACGACCGUCUUGCCGCCACUUUGAGGUCCUCUUUGAAGGACCGGGCAGAGCACGUAAUGUUGGUUGAUCUUGCCAGGAACGACGUUAACAGGAUCUGUCAGCCCAAGAAAACCAGUGUCGACAGAUUACUUACCAUUGAGAGGUUUUCGCACGUUAUGCACUUGGUUUCUGAAGUGAGCGGCACCCUUAGACCGGGAAAAACUAGAUUCGAUGCCUUCAGAUCGAUUUUCCCUGCUGGUACUGUGUCCGGAGCUCCAAAAGUGAGGGCCAUGCAGCUAAUUGGAGAGCUUGAGAAGGAGAAACGUGGUGUUUAUGCAGGUGCUGUGGGUCACUGGUCCUAUGAUGGAAAGACAAUGGAUACGUGUAUUGCCCUUAGAACUAUGGUGGUUAAGGAUGGUGUGGCUUAUUUGCAAGCAGGUGGUGGUAUAGUAUAUGAUUCUGACCCACACGAUGAGUACAUAGAGACUAUGAACAAGAUGAUGGCCAAUAUUAACACGAUUGUGGAGGCAGAGAAUGUCUGGUCCCAAAGGUUGAAGGAUAAUAAGUACGAAAGUGAUACCGAAUGA